Molecule: messenger RNA, 900 nt
Organism: Jaculus jaculus (lesser Egyptian jerboa)
Lineage: Eukaryota; Metazoa; Chordata; Mammalia; Rodentia; Dipodidae
Product: UDP-glucuronosyltransferase 1A7
Exons: 1
Coding region: 1-900 (299 amino acids)
Molecular function (GO): UDP-glycosyltransferase activity
Source: RefSeq, a predicted model, not a curated record
AUGGCUCCUGGAAUCCUGCUGAUUCCUCUUCAUUUCUUUAUAUGUCUGCUGCUGGCAUGUGGCUGUGCCCAGGCGGGUAAGCUGCUGGUGGUGCCCAUGGACGGGAGCCACUGGUUUACCAUGAAGUCAGUUGUGGAGAAACUCAUUCACAGAGGGCACGAGGUGGUGGUCGUCAUGCCCGAGGUGAGCUGGCAACUGGGACGAUCGCAGGAUUUCACAGUGAAGACUUACUCCACGUCUUACACGCUGGAGGAUUUGAACCGUGAGUUCAAGAUGUUUGCUGAUGCCCAGUGGAGAACCUGGGAACAAAGAUUGUUUUCUCUAUUAUUGGGCUCAUCUGAUGGUUUUUUUGAAUUAUUAUUCUCAAAUUGUAGGAGUUUGUUUAACGACAAGAAGUUAGUAGAAUACUUAAAGGAGAGUUCUUUUGAUGCGGUGUUUCUGGAUCCUUUUGACGUGUGUGGCUUAACUGUUGCCAAAUACUUGUCCCUCCCAUCUGUGGUCUUCGCCAGAGGAAUAUUUUGUCACUAUCUUGAAGAAGGUGCUCAGUGCCCCAGUCCCCUUUCUUACAUCCCCAGACUUCUCUCUGGCUUCUCGGAUUCCAUGACUUUCAAGGAAAGAGUACUCAACCAAAUUAUGCACUUGGCAAAAUAUUUAUUUUGCCCCUAUUUUUACAAAACUCCCAUAGAGCUUGCCUCUGAAAUUCUCCAAACACCAGUCACAGCGUACGAGCUCUUCAGCCACACAUCCGUCUGGCUGUUGCGCACUGACUUCGUCCUGGACUUCCCCAGACCUGUGAUGCCCAACAUCGUCUUCAUUGGGGGCAUCAACUGCCACCCUGGAAAGCCACUGCCUCAGGUACGCUGUCGCUCCUUUGGCACAUUAAGCAUGACCUGGCUUUGA